This is a messenger RNA of Lemur catta (Ring-tailed lemur), 3806 nucleotides long. RefSeq names its product insulin receptor substrate 4 (gene IRS4). Lineage: Eukaryota; Metazoa; Chordata; Mammalia; Primates; Lemuridae. The transcript is spliced from 4 exons. The coding region runs from base 1 to 3789 and encodes 1262 amino acids. The record is from RefSeq and is a predicted model, not a curated record. Gene Ontology annotation, molecular function: insulin receptor binding; phosphatidylinositol 3-kinase binding. Gene Ontology annotation, biological process: insulin receptor signaling pathway. Gene Ontology annotation, cellular component: cytosol; plasma membrane.
AUGGCGAGUUGCUCCUUCGCUCGCGACCAAGCGACAAGGAGACUGAGAGGUGCAGCAGCGGCAGCAGCAGCGGCUCUACCAGCGGUGCCGACCACCCCGAUUCUUUCUUCGGGAACCCCAACCGCACUCAUUGGGACCGGGUCGUCUUGUCCGGGAGCCAUGUGGCUCUCCACGGCCACUGGCUCCCGGUCAGACUCUGAGUCCGAAGAGGAGGACCUCCCCGUCGGGGCCGAAGUCUGCAAACGCGGCUACCUGCGGAAGCAGAAGCAUGGGCACAGGCGCUACUUCGUGCUCAAACUCGAGACCGCCGACGCCCCAGCUCGGCUGGAAUACUACGAAAAUGCCAGGAAGUUCCGCCACAGUGUCCGCGCAGCGGCGGCUGCAGCUGCGGCGGCCGCCUCUGGCGCCGCGGUCCCCGCGCUGAUUCCACCGCGGCGCGUGAUCACCCUGUACCAGUGCUUCUCCGUGAGCCAGCGAGCAGAUGCAAGGUACCGGUACCUCAUUGCCCUUUUUACCCAGGACGAGUACUUCGCAAUGGUGGCCGAGAACGAGUCGGAGCAGGAAAGCUGGUACUUGCUGCUCAGCCGCCUCAUCCUCGAGAGCAAACGCCGCCGCUGCGGCACGCUGGGCGCGCAGCCGGACGGAGAUCCGGCCGCGCUGGCGGCGGCAGCGGCGGCGGAGCCACCCUUCUAUAAAGAUGUGUGGCAGGUAAUAGUCAAACCCAGGGGGCUGGGGCACAGAAAAGAGCUGAGCGGCGUGUUCCGGCUGUGUCUAACCGACGAGGAGGUCGUGUUUGUGAGGCUGAACACCGAAGUGGCCAGUGUAGUCGUCCAGCUCCUGAGCAUCCGUCGCUGCGGGCACUCAGACCAGUAUUUCUUUUUGGAAGUCGGCAGGUCCACCGUUAUCGGUCCAGGGGAGCUCUGGAUGCAGGUCGAUGACUGUGUGGUGGCCCAAAACAUGCACGAGCUGUUUUUGGAGAAGAUGAGAGCCUUGUGUGCAGACGAGUACCGAGCUCGCUGCCGCAGCUACAGCAUCAGCAUCGGCGCCCACCUGUUAACCCUGCUCUCCACUAGGAGGCACCUGGGCUUGCUGCCGCUCGAGCCUGGCGGCUGGCUCAGAAGGUCCCGCUUUGAGCAGUUUUACCACUUCAGAGCCCUCGGUGAUGGGGAAGACGAGAUGUUCUUCUCCAGACGCUUCGUAACACCCGGCGAGCCUGUGCCUCACUCCAGGCGAGGAAGACCGCACCUGCCCAGAGUGCGCAGGUUCAGGAGAGCGAUUUCAGUGCCAGCCAGCAUUUUUCGCUGCUUAUCACCCAGCCCGGUACAUGCCCCAAACCCUGCAGAAGCCCCCAACGACGGAGCUGGCCAGUCUUCUGAAGCAUCUGGCUCUGGCAACUCUGGGGAGGAAGGCAAUCCUCAGGGAAGAGAGGAUCAGGAAGGAAGCGGAGGUGACUACAUGCCCAUGAACAAUUGGGGCUCCGGCAAUGGCCGGGGCUCAGGAGGUGGCCAGGGCUCAAGUGGCCAAGGCUCCAGUAGCCAGAGCUCCAGAGGAAACCAAUGCUCAGGGGACGGACAGGGAUCCAGAGGUGGCCAGGGCUCAAGAGGCCAGGGUGCAGAAGGAAACCAGCGCUCAGGAAAUGGCCAGGGCACUGCAGGUGGCUCAGGUGGUGGCCAGGGAGCUGGAGGUGGGCACGGCUCAGGCAGUGGCCGAGGACCUGGAGAUGGACAUGGCUCAGGCAGUGGCAAGAACUCUGGCCGGGGCAAGGGCUCAGGAAGUGGGAAAGGCGCGGAAGGUGAUGGUGAACGUGGAAAAUCUCUGAAAAAAAGAUUCUACUUUGGCAAAUUAACUCAAAGCAAGCAACAGCAAAUGUCAGGACCUCCACCACCGCCACCCCCACCCCCGCCAGCUGGAGCAACUGGUGGAAAAGGGAAGUCUGGAGGAAGAUUCCGACUUUAUUUUUGUGCCAACAGAGGAGCCACAAAAGAACGAAAAGAAGCCAAAGAAGUGAAACACGCAGAGAUCCCAGAGGGUGCAGCUCGGGUGCCCUACAGAGCCAGAGCUUUUGAUGAAGAUGAAGAUGACCCAUAUGUGCCAAUGAGGCCAGGGGUGGCUGCCUCUCUUGGAAGCUCCAGUGAUUAUAUGCCAAUGGCUCCUCAAAAUGUCUCUGCUUCAAAACGCCAUUCUCGAUCACCUUUGGAAGAUUCGAGAGGGUACAUGAUGAUGUUUCCCAGAAUGAGCCUACCACCUGUUCCAAGUCCUCCAAAAACACCUGAACCUACUAAAGAGGAUGACUCAAAGGACAAUGACAGUGACAGUGACUAUAUGUUUAUGGCUCCUGGAGCAGGUGCAAUUCCAAAAAACCCCAAGAAUCCUGAGGGGGACUCUUCCUCCAAAAGUUGGAGCUCCUACUUCUCUCUGCCAAAUCCUUUUCGGAGCUCCCCUUUGGGACAGAGUGACCACAGUGAGUACGUACCAAUGUUACCUGGAAAGUUUCUGGGGAGGGGCCUAGAUAAAGAAGCCUCAUCUAACUGGGACCCCAAACAUGCAGCUUCAGAGCCGUCACCGUCAGUUGAGGGGUUAUUCUCAAAGCCUGGAGAUAGGGGAGCACCUUCAAAGCCUUUGGAUGAUGGGCCCCCACAGAAUAAGGCUAAGAGACCUAACCGACUGUCUUUUAUUACAAAAGGAAAUAAAAUCAAGCCAAAACCAGAAAAGCCCACACAUGAGCAGAGAGAAGCUGACGGCUCUAAUGACUACGUCAACAUUGACUUCACUAAAAGAGAUAGCAAUAGGCCAGUUCCCUUUAUUCAAGGACUGCCAGAUCCGUGGGGCAUAAUUGCUGACCCCAGACAGUCAACCUUUUCUAAUUACGUGAAUGUUGAGUUCGGAGUGCCAUUUCUAAAUUCAGCAAAUGACCUCUUAUAUCUUUUAAGAGGUGCCGGCCCUCUAUUUCUGGACGGCGCUAGGUGGCCACUUCGUCUUCUUCCCUGCCGUGCUACAGGUAGCAAUGCUAAUGGGGAAGAGGGUAACUACGUUGAAAUAAUUUUCAACCCAGCAAUGACACCAGCCUUGUCUUUUGCUGACGGUGCCAUUUGCUAUGAUGCUGAAACUGGGCGAAUCUACGUGGUCGACCCAUUUUCUGAGUGCUGUAUGGACAUUUCUCUGUCCCCCAGCCGAUGCUCUCUGCCACCACCUGUAGCUAGGCUGCUGCAGGAGGAAGAGCAAGAGCGAAGACGCCCACAGAGCCGUUCGCAAAGUUUCUUUGCAGCCGCCAGAGCCGCUGUCUCCGCUUUUCCUACUGACAGCCUCGAGGGAGAACUCUCCGCUUCCUCGGCCUCGGCUUCGGCUUUCGCUGCAGCGCCGACCGUAGCCGUGGGCCGGGCUUUAGCCGCGGCCUCCGCGCUCGCCGCGGCCCCGGGCAUCGGCUCAGCAGCUGCCGGCUGGGAGGCCGCGGCAGGACGUGACUCCGCCUCCGCCCGCUGGUUUCAACCUGUUGCUAAUGCUGCUGAUGCCGGAGCAGUGAGGGGGUCCCAGAAUAGCGCCUUUGUCUGGAACCUGGGAGCCCCAAACGCACCCGCAGACCUUGUCAGAGGUGAAAACGGGGCGGGCGGGGCUCUCGCUGCCGCUGCCGCCGCUGCCGCCGCCGCUGCUGCUCCCCCCCCACCACCUCGCGUUCCCCGGGUGCCAAGACCCCCGGAGAGAGGAGAUUCUGAUGACGACGACGACGACACUUACGUGAGAAUGGACUUCGCCAGACCUGACGACAAAUUCGACUCUCCCAAAAGAGAGUGAUUACAUUGCUAUGAAAA